Oncorhynchus masou masou (cherry salmon) is the source of this 2776-nucleotide messenger RNA. RefSeq names its product 5-hydroxytryptamine receptor 4-like. NCBI's taxonomy places the organism in Eukaryota, Metazoa, Chordata, Actinopteri, Salmoniformes, Salmonidae. Gene Ontology annotation, molecular function: G protein-coupled serotonin receptor activity. The record is from RefSeq and is a predicted model, not a curated record. The transcript has 8 exons. Bases 301 to 1518 code for a protein of 405 amino acids. Gene Ontology annotation, biological process: adenylate cyclase-activating adrenergic receptor signaling pathway; chemical synaptic transmission; regulation of appetite. Gene Ontology annotation, cellular component: plasma membrane.
GCAAGAUUUGUGAAAUUAUGUGUGAAGUUGUUUUGGAGUAUCUACUUGCUAAUUAUUUAUAUGGAGGCACUGGUAAAUGAAUUGGGAUUCAUUCAAGGCUUUUACACAGGGGCUCCAGGCAGAGCACUCCUGUGUGAUUUGGACCCACUGCUCCCUCUCCGGAGGCUGAGGUGUGAUUUGGCCACAGAGGACUCCAUGUUCAUAAUAAUGUGCCAAAACCCUUCUCCCUUCCUCAUGUUGUGGCCACAGCAUUUUGUGUGGAGGACUCUCCUCUAGCGAACUCCAUGCAGAUGAACAGUGAUGGCCACAGAAUCACACCCACCUGAACAUUCAGUCGAUGAAGUGGCAAACACGGAGCAAGUGCUGAACUCGCUGGAGAGGAUCAUUCUCACCAUCUUCCUCACCAUCAUCAUCAUCAUGACUGUUCUGGGGAACCUGCUGGUGAUGGUGGCACUCUGCAAGGACAGACAAUUGCGGAAAAAGAAGACCAAUUACUUCAUAGUGUCUUUAGCGUUUGCAGACCUCCUGGUUGCUGUGGUUGUCAUGCCGUUUGCAGCCAUUGAGUUGACCACAAGUCAGUGGCGGUACGGGGAGAUAUUCUGUCUGGUUCGGACCUCACUGGACGUGCUAUUGACCACUGCAUCUAUCCUACACCUGUGCUGCAUAGCACUGGACAGGUACUAUGCAAUCUGCUGCCAACCGCUGGUGUACAGGAAUAAAAUGACGCCCUUGAGAGUGGCCCUGAUGCUGGGAGGAUGCUGGGUCAUCCCCUCCUUCAUCUCCUUCCUUCCCAUCAUGCAAAGUUGGCACGCCAUCGGCAUAGAGGACAUUAUAGAGCAGAGGAAGUUUAGCGGCAACAGCAACGAGACCAACUGUGUAUUCGUGGUGAACCGUCCAUAUGCUCUCAUCUGCUCCGCCGUGGCCUUCUACGUUCCCCUGAGCCUCAUGGUCCUGGCCUACCAGCGCAUCUACGUCACUGCCAUGGGCCACGUGCGGCAGAUUGGCACGCUGCAGCGGGCAGGCUCCGCCCCCUACUCGGCGCCCCCCCAGCACUACCUCAGCUCCGAGCAGCAGGGCUCCAGUCGCAUGCGCAUAGAGACCAAGGCUGCCAAGACCCUGGCUGUCAUCAUGGGCUGCUUCUGUCUCUGCUGGGCCCCCUUCUUCAUCACCAACGUGGUGGACCCCUUCAUCCACUACAGUGUGCCCUGGCAGAUGUGGACCGCCUGGCUGUGGCUUGGCUAUAUUAACUCUGGCCUUAACCCCUUUCUCUACGCCUUCCUGAACCGGGCCUUCAGACGGGCCUUCCUCAUGAUACUGUGUUGUGGUGAUGAGAGAUAUGUACGCCAGGGGAGCUAUGGCCCCACCAGACACUACUCUGGAUCUGUCAACGGGACCUCCAUCGCGCUCAGACUAUCCUUCCUUCCCAACGGAAGCUACAGUGACAACAGCAGGAGGAUUUUAUCCAAUGAGCUGGAAUCUCAGGACUCCAUGGGUGGACUGUCUAUAGCCCAGAGAUAAUGACCUAAACCUGCUUAUGUCUUACGCAAGUUCAACACGUGAAAUACAGUAUGUAUUAAUGGGGACGUAUGGUCACCACAAUGAGAUUCUUGUCUGAAGGACUACAGUCUGAUAAUGAAGAAGUCAAUCAUUUGAUUAUUGAAUUACCAGAUCAUGGUUUAUGAAUUUACUGCGUAAAAACACUGUCCAGUCAGUUUUUUCCCCCAGGUGAAGACUAUCAGACAAUGAAGAUGCAUGAAGAGAUCAAAAGCCAGUUAGUGUCUGUGGAAUGACUUGAGCAUUACGCCAAGAUGAUUGUUGGUGAUUAAUAUUCUACGGGUCCCUAUAAAGUUAAAAGCUAUUGUUGGCUCACCAGUUUUGUCAGUGUUUCCCCUAUAUGCAUUUUACAAGCGUCGCACCGCCGCUGCUAAAUCAUGGCCGCCACUGAAAAAAUAUAUAUAUAUUUUCGGGAUGGUAAAACAUUUUAAAUCUAAACUUCAACAACUAAAACCAUAUAUAAGGAAUGUAGAAAAGACAAUGGAGCAAUAUAUAUAUAUAUAAAAAACACUUUUUUUUUUAAAUAAGAUCAUAUUUGAGGAACUAACAACCACCACAAUAAAAACUAGUCACGGAGAAUCUGAAAUUCCAAAAAUGUCAUGGCAUGGGACCCCCUUUAAUUUAGUUAUGUUUGAGCUACUCAGCAUAAGAGCAAUUGUAGGAAACUAGCUUUAACUGUAAGAUUCUCUCUGCCCUAUGGCAAAACGUAUAGAAUUGUCAAGAGGGCUUCUAAAACCCCUCCAUUGGCCAUGCCUACCAUCCCCUGCUUUACUUGCCACUGCUGCUGAAAAAAUACCUGGGGGAAACACUGGAUGAAAGAGUCUCAUUCCUGGUAGUGACCCAUGUAUGUUAAAAACAACUGUAUUUAAUUAUGUCAAUCAACUUAGCAUUUACUAUUUAUAUUCAGUUUUGACUCUGACAACUAUUUCAUGUACAUUUUAAUCUGAAGAGAACUGAUGGUAUAAAAUAGACAUUACUAAAUUGUAUUUAUUUCGGCUUCAGAAAAUAAGGAGCAAUGUCUUGUUACUAUGUGACAACUUUUUAGUCAGAUUUCUUUUACAUUGUUGGAUAUUAUUUGUGAUAAAUAAAUGUGUAACUUCACAAUUUUAUGUGCCAAGAACUCAGCAACUAACAAAAUUGCUUUUGAAUUGCUGUCUAAUCGAGCCUUGUACUUCUGAUCAUGCAGGCCAGAAAAAUUGAUGGGCUUCAAUGAAGACCGCUG